Sporothrix brasiliensis 5110 is the source of this 741-nucleotide messenger RNA. RefSeq names its product translation initiation factor 6. The transcript is spliced from 2 exons. Lineage: Eukaryota; Fungi; Ascomycota; Sordariomycetes; Ophiostomatales; Ophiostomataceae. Bases 1 to 741 code for a protein of 246 amino acids. Gene Ontology annotation, biological process: assembly of large subunit precursor of preribosome; maturation of LSU-rRNA; cytosolic ribosome assembly. The record is from RefSeq and is a predicted model, not a curated record. Gene Ontology annotation, cellular component: preribosome, large subunit precursor; cytosol; nucleolus. Gene Ontology annotation, molecular function: ribosomal large subunit binding.
AUGGCGGUCCGCGCUCAGUUUGAAAACUCCAACGAGGUUGGUGUGUUUUCCACCUUGACAAAUGCCUAUGCGCUCGUCGCCAUCGGUGCGAGCGAGAACUUUUAUAGCAUCUUCGAGUCCGAGCUGCAAGACACGGUCCCCAUCUGUCGCACAACAAUUGCUGGCACCCGUAUUGUCGGCCGGUUAACGGCGGGCAACCGCAACGGCCUGCUCGUGCCCACCACCACGACGGACCAGGAGCUGCAGCACUUGCGCAACUCACUACCCGACUCCAUCAAGAUUCGCCGCGUCGAGGAGCGGCUCUCGGCCCUGGGAAACGUCAUUGUUGCCAACGACCGCAUUGCGCUGGUGCAUCCCGACCUCGAGCGGGACACUGAAGAGAUCAUUGCCGACGUCCUCGGUGUCGAGGUCUUCCGGCAGACGGUGGCCGACAAUGUGCUGGUCGGUUCCUACAUGGCGCUGACCAACAACGGCGGCCUUGUGCACCCCAAGACGAGUGUGCAGGACCAGGACGAGCUGUCGAGCCUGCUGCAGGUACCACUUCUGGCUGGUUCCGUCAACCGCGGCAGCAGUGUGAUUGGCGGCGGCAUGGUUGUCAACGACUGGAUGGCCGUGACGGGUCUGGAUACGACGGCCACCGAGUUGAGUGUCAUUGAGAGCGUGUUCCGGCUGGGCGAGGGCAAUGGCCCGAGCAAUGUCAACUCGACGCUCAAGGACACAAUAGUAGAGUCUUUUUACUAG